Messenger RNA from Aphidius gifuensis, 2366 nucleotides. RefSeq names its product inner centromere protein-like. Bases 305 to 2005 code for a protein of 566 amino acids. The record is from RefSeq and is a predicted model, not a curated record. NCBI's taxonomy places the organism in Eukaryota, Metazoa, Arthropoda, Insecta, Hymenoptera, Braconidae. The transcript is spliced from 11 exons.
GUAAGAGGGAGAAAAGAGGGAGGAUCAACUAAAGUGUAUAUCGAAGCUUUAAAGCUCCGCGAACAUAGUAUACUUGCGGAAGAAGUCGAUGUGUGUAGAAUAAAAUUUUUGAAAAAAAUAAUAAUAGACGCGCAUUGGUUCUGACAGUGUUCCAAAAAAAAAUAAUCAAAUUUUUCAAACAUCACAACCGCAUCGACAAUCAAAGAGGCAACAUCAAUAAUCAAGUGUAUCUCUUCAUUAAAUAUCUAAUAUUUAUAUUAUUUAAAUUCUUGAUUUUUUUUUUGUUAAAUACAAACGAACGAAAAUGGUUUACGAAAGCGAUUUCUAUACGACUCGACGACCCUACACACGGCCAAUUUCAUCUCACUACUCAGUGACGAAUCCUGGAGCCAUCAUACGCCCAAUAUCUCCGUUGCCACAACAACAGGCUCUGAACAAAUUACCACAUAUAAUACCAUACGUGGCACACAAGAGAUUGGUGAAUGUGAUUCAUACACCAUAUCCUUUGGUUUACUACACUCAUGAAGUACCAUUGCCGAUAAGAAUAUAUUCACGUGUGAGGCCAAGUGUUAUCGCUGCUGAACUAUGUAGAAUACGCAAUUUGCCACGAUCAUCAAAUGUCUCAUAUGUAUCGAGGUAUCUCAACUCUAAAGACAAUACUUUGUUUGACGAUGAAACAAGAGAAAUACGAGCAAGAGCUGAUUCUCUUUUACGUAAAAUUCAUGUCUAUGUACCACGUCCAACAUCAAGUGAUUAUGCUGAGGUUAUUGUACCAGAACGUAUGCGAAGUGAUGAUUAUAUAAGACGUGUAUUAACAGCACGUAAAAAUGCUAAAAAAGAUGAUGAAGAAGAACAACGACAUUUUGGUAGUGGUAAUCUUGCGUGUGUUGCUUACACAGGUGGUAAACCACAUUCACGAAGAAGACCAUAUUAUAAAGUUGCUGAUUUACGUGCAGCUGAUGUACAAAGUGACGUUAAUUUAUUAAGUUACUAUGCUAAAAAUCGUCAAGCUGCUGCAAGUGCAUGCCCUGGUUGGAGAGAUCGCGUACCAGAGCUUAAUGAGGACCCAACUAAAAAGAAAAAACAACCAUCCAAGGAUGAAGAUGAUGAUGCUUUACCUGAACUUGAAGAAGAAAUAAUACCUGAUGAUUAUGAUGAUAUUGAAAAUGAAGAAACAGAUGAAUUGAAAACAGUCAUUCAAUCAGAAACACUGCCAGUUGAUCUUCAACAAAAUGAAGAUCCAGUAGAAAGUGAAAAUGAUUAUCAACAAAAUGAAGAUGUUCAAGACAAUGAUGAUGAUGAUGACGAUGUGCUACAACGGAAACUGGAUGAAGAAGAAAUGAGGAGGCAAGUCGAGGAAUUCAAAAGGCAAGCCGAGGAGGAAAAAAGGAGACAAGCCGAAGAGGCCAGGUUGGCUGAGGAAAGGUGGAAGGCUGAAAUUGAGGAACGCAAACGUCUCGAGGAGGAAGCACGUCAAGCCCGUUUUCGUGAAAUUGAGGAACAAGAAAGACUUGAAGCUGAAAGACAAAAAGAAGAAGCAAGACUUGAAGCUGAACGUUUGAGAGAUCAACAAAUUGCCGAAGAACAAAGACGAGCAGCUGAAUUUGAAGCAGCAGUUGCUCUUGAAGAAGAAGAACGUUAUAUUAUUGAAAAAGCAACUGAAAAAGCAAGGCUAUAUCAAGAAAUUGAAGAAAAACUUGCGUCAGAAGUUGCAAUGAGUUCAUUGGAAGAACCAGCUGCACCAGAUUCAACAUCUGAUGAGUGUCAUUGUCAUGAUAAUGUUAAAUCACAAGAUCGUGAAGAAAGACCUGAUAGUCCAGAUGCUGAUGAUGAUACACAGAUUGAAGAAGAAGCUGCUUGUGUUUGGACAGAUCAUGAAGACGUUAGUGAACACAAUGUUUAUGAUGGUGAACACGAGGGUUUCAAUAGUUGUCAAGAAUUAGAUAAACCAAUUGAAAAUACAUUGGAAAUCGUUGAGACUAGCUCCGAUGAUGAUGAUGAUUAGAUAUAUAAUUAAUUAAUUAUAGGGGAAAGCGGGGCAAAAUGGGACGGCGGGGCAAAAUGGGACAGCCGAAAAAAUAUUUUGACUCAUAUUUUUUUUCAUUUUUUCGUCACCCUUCGAUUAAAAAAGCCGGAAGAAAAUAGAUGCAAUAAAAAAAAAAAUUUUUAGAAAAUUUUUUGAGCAUUUUUUUUAAGAUCAAAGAAAUUUAUUUUUUAUAUGUUUUUUUUUGUUCGUCGAGAAAAAUAGUGAUAAAUUAAUUUAAAAGCAAUUGUUCGUAAUUAUAAAUGGAGAGAAAUAAAAAAAAAUUAAUUUUUGUGAUUAAUAUCACAUUUUAUUAAACAACAAUAAAUAAAUUUAUAAUAAU